GUAUUGUGCUUCCGAUCUUAGAGUGCAAGAGUACGAGAUUUCGAGUUUCUAAACUCUCAUCUCAGCUCCUUCGUCUUCAGAGUAUCAGCCAUGAAAUCCUUCUCUGGUACUCUCGUUGUGGCGUCACUUCUUCUUCUCCUUAGCUUAGCAUAUCAUACCAAAGCUGAAGUUAUAACCCUGACACCGGACACUUUCUCUGACAAGGUGAAGGAGAAAGAUACUGCGUGGUUUGUCAAAUUCUGUGUUCCAUGGUGUAAACAUUGUAAGAGCUUAGGGUCCUUGUGGGAAGACCUCGGAAAGCUAAUGGAAGGUGAAGAUGAAAUAGAAGUUGGGGAAGUUGAUUGUGCUACAAGUAAAUCAGUGUGCACGGAAGCUGAUAUUCAUUCAUACCCUACGUUUAAGCUAUUUUAUGAUGGAGAAGAAGUUGCAAAAUAUCAAGGCCCCAGGGACGUUGAAUCACUUAAAAUCUUUGUUUUAGAAGAAGCUGAAAAAGCAGCUACCAAGGCACAUCUUGGACAUGAUGAAUUGUGAAACUUCUUUAGUUAGAUCAUCGGCAUAUGAUGGAUGACGAUGCGCAUUAUGGACAUCUCAGAAGAAUUUUCAUUUAUUGAAUACAAGCAAGCAAGCAAAAUCUUUGAUCAAAAUUAACCCAUUUAGGUGUAAUUUGCACUGAUGUGUUUCAUCAACUUGCACAAAUUAUAGUGUAUUCUUUAAUAGCAAUUUUGUUUCCAAUUAAUAGUGUUUUGGAGUUGUUUACGUACAAAUGCUUUCUUCGUAAGCUGUAUCAUUUUUGCCUAAAUUCACUAUAGUUUGCGUUAUUAAGUAA
Molecule: messenger RNA, 826 nt
Organism: Humulus lupulus (European hop)
Lineage: Eukaryota; Viridiplantae; Streptophyta; Magnoliopsida; Rosales; Cannabaceae
Product: protein disulfide-isomerase 5-1
Exons: 5
Coding region: 91-531 (146 amino acids)
Biological process (GO): protein folding
Cellular component (GO): endoplasmic reticulum
Molecular function (GO): protein disulfide isomerase activity
Source: RefSeq, a predicted model, not a curated record